Messenger RNA from Aureobasidium musti, 1392 nucleotides. NCBI's taxonomy places the organism in Eukaryota, Fungi, Ascomycota, Dothideomycetes, Dothideales, Saccotheciaceae. The record is from the annotation of a GenBank genome assembly.
UUAUGGCGACGCCAUCGCCGCCGAAGCCGUGGGAAAGAGGACGCGCUGCCUCAUCAUCNGGCCUUGACUCCGUCGGCCGCCAUACCCACAUCGUCCAUGGCCGCUACCCCAUCAUCAGCAAACACUACCACAGCUGCGACACCAGCGCUACCAUCGCGACCCGAGUCGCUCAACUCUGUCGUUGAUCGCACCGCAUCCAAUUUCUCCAGCGCUCAACCUUAUCAGUCCUCGCCCUACGGCUACGGUGGUGGCUCCAUGACNCUCGCCAUACUCGCGCUUCGGUUCUGGAUAUGGCGGAGGCAUGUACGGAGGCGGCAUGUACGGAGGAGGUGGCAUGUAUGGAGGAAGCCCCUAUGGUGGCAUGGGAGGCAUGGGCGGCAUGUACGGCAAUGGCUACGGCGGCAUGGGGGUCCCAUGGGUGGCCAGAGCCUGACGCAGUCAUUCAGCCAGAGUACACAAACCACCUUCCAGCUUAUCGAGAGCAUCGUUGGUGCCUUUGGUGGCUUUGCUCAGAUGCUUGAGAGCACGUAUAUGGCUACCCACUCGAGUUUCUUUGGUAUGUUUCUUGCUUAUCCCACUACCAUCAUUUUACUAAUGUUUCUCUANGCCAUGGUCUCAGUAGCCGAACAGUUUGGUAAUCUACGGCAAACACUAGGCCAGGUCCUAGGCAUCUUCACCAUCAUCCGAUGGAUACGCACAGCCAUGGCCAAACUGACCGGACGCCCACUCCCUGCAAGCAGUACCGACCUCACCCCUGCCAACUUUGCAAGCUUCAAUGGCCGCCUUCCUGACGGCUCUCCCGCACCUCCCCGUGCCAGCAAGAAGCCCUUUGUCAUGUUCAUCGUCGCAGUCUUUGGUCUGCCAUACCUCAUGGGCAAGCUCAUCCGCGCCCUCGCCCGCAGCCAAGAGGAAGAAGAGCAACGCCGCCUUCAGGCCGAAGGCCCCCAACAACCUCUCGAUCCCUCCAAACUCGACUUCUGCCGUGUCCUCUACGAUUUCAACCCCGAAGCAAACGCAAACGCAGUCCAAGGCGUCGAUCUCGCCGUCUCCAAGGGCGACCUUGUUGCUGUGCUCAGCAAGACAGAUCCCCUCGGCAACCCCUCCGAAUGGUGGCAAUGCCGUGCUCGCGACGGCCGCAAGGGCUACCUCCCUGCCCCUUACCUCGAGACCAUCCAACGCCGCCCUCAAGGCCAGAUCACCAGCGAAACCAGCCCUGCUGGCAGCCGUGCCCAAACAAUGACCACAACCAGCGCCGACAGCCGGUCAAACACCAUGCUCGACAGAGAAAAAGAACUCGUCAAAGCAGCUCCCAGAGACUUGCCUCCAAAUGUUCAAGGCAAAGCCGGCGAUCUCAGCGUCGAGAGUUUCCAAAAGGGUCAAUUUUACUCGUGA